UAGCUAAAUGCUAACGUCGCUCCAUCGUCUGUUUUGAAAUGUUACUGGCUUGAAGCAGCACGACAGAAAUCCUCGUAAAGCAAGCCCGGUGUUUUUUGUACAGUGACAAUACUCGGAUGUGAAUAUAACUUUGGUCAUAAUAACAGGAUGGACUGCCACGGAGAGGAAGAUGGAGAAUUGUGCAAAUGGACCAGUUCAGUUCUGCUGAGCAGCAAAAAUGACCUCAGAGCACGAGUGCAACAGUUUGUGGAAGAGAGGAUGCAGACCACCAUGCUCACAGGUGUAGUGAUUGGAGCUGCAGUUGCAAUCUCACUCAUUGGCAUUGUGGUGCUCUUCCUUUACAGGAGAUUCAAGCUUGCUCGUGAACAACAGCCCGGUGUACCUCACUAUCGCUUCAGAAAAAGAGAUAAAGUGCUCUUCUAUGGAAGGAAGAUAAUGCGAAAGGUCCAGACGCUGUCCUCGACUCCUCCCCCAACCUCCACCUCAGUAUCAAAGCAACCACAGCGAAUACGCAAAAGAACCAAAGUUCUGAGCAUAGCUCGCAAAAUCCUUAGGAUCCGUAAAGACCCCCCCACCCUGCAGCCAAAGGAACCCCCUCCCUCACUGCUGGAGGCCGACCUAACAGAGUUUGAUGUGCAGAGCUCAAACUUGCCUUCUGAAGUCCUCUACAUGCUGAAGAAUGUCAGGGUCUUGGGUCAUUUUGAGAAGCCCCUGUUUCUGGAGCUGUGUCGCCACAUGAUUUUCAUUGAGCUACAGGAAGGAGAAGGUCUGUUCAGACCAGGAGACGAUGACGAUAGCAUCUACGUGGUCCAGGAUGGACGACUCGAGCUCUGUAUCCAGGAAAAUGAUGGUACAGAACCGGUUGUGAAGGAUGUUCUUCCAGGAGACAGUGUCCACAGCCUGCUCAGUAUUCUGGACAUCAUCACUGGUUAUCCAGCGCCAUAUAAGACCGUAUCGGCGCGGGCUGCAACGCGCUCCACCAUAUUACGUUUAUCUGCAUCGGCCUUUGAGUCAGUAUUCAAGAAAUACCCAGAGACGCUUGUGCGCGUCAUUCAGAUAAUCAUGGUGCGCCUCCAAAGAGUCACCUUCUUGGCGUUACAUAACUAUCUGGGCCUAACAACUGAGCUCUUCAAUCCGGACAGCCAGGCAGUGCCUUUGACCAAUAUUAACAGUGUUUUGGCAGAGGCAAAUUCUGGGAAGACAACCCGUCGCUUGCACUUUCAGGAUGAGUUACCUGCCUGCUCGACGGAGAGCCCUGCAGAGACAGAUGGUGUAAAGGACAGCCCGUCGAACAGCUACAGGAAGCUGCGUUCCGUCUCAAUGCCCACCGACUGUGCAGGUAAUGACCUGAACAUGGCUUGUGAACGAGCUCGAGUCACUAUAGAUGAUGCUCCAUCCAGCCCUGUUACUCAAAAGUCCAGUCUGAAGAAGAGCGUGACAAUGCAGCCCACGCCCUCUGAAGUGUUUCACUACACAGACAGCGGGGGGCACUCUGAUGCCAUCUACCUCAGCAAGAGCAACACAAUCCUCCAGGCUGCUAAGAAGGACCUGCUGGGAAUAAUCCAGCUGCAGGAUCCGACUCUGCUUGAGGGCAGAGUGACACUCCAUCAAGUCAAAGCUGGUUCUGUGGUAGCUCGUCAGGGAGACCAGGAGGUGAACAUCCAGUUUGUGAUUUCUGGCCUCCUCCACGUUUACCAGCGGAUGAUUGACCGUGAGGAAGAGACUCGUCUGUUCGUGACGCACCCGGGAGAACUUGUGGGCCAACUUGCCGUCCUGACCGGAGAGCCUCUCAUAUUCACUGUCCGAGCUCAGCGAGACUGCAGCUUCCUGUCCAUUUCCAAAACCCACUUCUAUGAGAUAAUGCGUGUGGAGCCAAAAGUAGUGCUGAAUGUUGCUCACACAGUGGUGAGGAGGAUGUCAUCUUUUGUUAGACAGAUAGACUUUGCUCUCGACUGGAUGGCCGUGGAAGCUGGCAGGGCCGUCUACAGGCAGGGAGAGAAAUCAGACAGUACUUUCAUAGUGCUGAGUGGUCGACUUCGCUCUGUAAUCAUGAAGGAGGAUGGCAAGAAGGAGCUGAUAGGAGAGUAUGGACGCGGUGACCUGAUUGGAGUGGUGGAAGCCCUGACCCAUCAGAACAGAGCCACCACGGUGCAUGCCGUAAGAGACUCGGAGCUGGCCAAGCUACCAGAAGGAGCUCUCAGUUCUAUCAAGAGGAAGUUCCCACAGGUUGUCACCAGGUUGAUCCACUUACUAGGACAGAAGAUCCUCCAGCAGGUUAAUGGUCCUCUGACAGCUCGCAGUUUGGCCCUGCACACUCCAGGCAGUAAAUGGGAUGCAGGGAACCAAGCCUCCAACCUCUCAACUGUUGCAGUCCUGCCUGUAUCAGAGGAGGUUCCUCUCACUGCCUUUACCUUGGAGCUACAGCAUGCACUCAUUGCAAUAGGCCCCACUCUUCUGCUGACCAGUGACAUUAUCAAACAGCGACUUGGAGCUGCAGCACUAGACAGUGUCCAUGAGUACCGUCUGUCCAGCUGGCUGGGCCAACAGGAAGACAUCCAUCGUAUAGUUCUCUACCAGACGGACUACACACUGACCCCAUGGACACAGCGGUGCAUUCGUCAGGCUGACUGCAUCAUCAUCGUGGGACUAGGGGAGCAGGACCCUGCCGUUGGGGAGCUGGAGCGUAUGUUGGAGGGGAGUGCAGUGCGUGCCCAGAAGCAGCUGGUGCUGCUGCACAGAGAAGAUGGCCCCCCGCCCAAAGGAACUGUGGACUGGCUGAACAUGCGAAGCUGGAUCUCCAGACACCUCCACCUCUCGUGUCCCCGAAGGGUCUUCUCCAAGAGGAGCUUGCCCAAACUGUUGGAGCUGUAUCAACGUGUGUUUGAGAAGCCAGCAGACCGCCACUCUGACUUCUCCCGCCUGGCUCGAGUCCUCACGGGCAAUGCUAUUGCCCUUAUUCUGGGAGGAGGAGGGGCAAGGGGUUGUUCUCAGGUGGGGAUACUGCGAGCUCUCUGCGAGGCUGGCAUCCCAGUGGACCUCAUCGGGGGCACUUCCAUCGGUUCCCUGAUGGGGGCACUGUAUGCUGAGGACCGCAGCCACAGCCGCAUGAGGAUGAGGGCCAGAGAAUGGGCAAUGGAAAUGACAUCAGUGUUUAAAAAGGUCCUGGAUUUGACGUACCCAGUCACCUCCAUGUUUUCUGGCGCCGCUUUCAACUCCAGCAUCAGCAAUGUUUUCAAGAGUAAACAGAUCGAGGACCUUUGGAUCCCAUACUUCAAUAUCACAACAGACAUCACUGCCUCGGCCAUGAGAGUACACACUGAUGGUUCUCUGUGGCGGUAUGUUCGUGCCAGCAUGUCUCUUUCUGGGUAUCUGCCUCCUCUCUGUGACCCCAAAGAUGGACACCUACUGAUGGAUGGAGGCUACAUCAACAACUUGCCAGCCGAUGUUGCGCGCUCCAUGGGGGCCAAAGUGGUGAUAGCUAUCGACGUGGGCAGCCGGGAUGAAACUAACCUCACUAAUUAUGGCGACUCGCUCUCAGGCUGGUGGCUGCUAUGGAAACGCCUCAACCCCCUAGCUGAGAAAGUAAAGGUGUUGAACAUGGCAGAGAUUCAGACUCGGCUGGCCUACGUGUGCUGUGUGAGGCAGUUGGAGUCUGUGAAGAACAGUGACUACUGCGAGUACAUCAGACCUCCAAUCGACAGAUACCGUACUCUGGAGUUUGGCAAGUUUGAUGAGAUUGCUGAGGUGGGAUACCAGCACGGCAAGACUGUGUUUGACGUGUGGAGGCGCAGUGGAGUGGUGGAGAAAAUGUUGAAGGACAGACACCAGGAGGAGUUCCACAACACGCAAAGCAACAACAACGUGGUAACGUGUCCCAAUGCCUCCUUCACUGACCUGGCAGAAAUUGUGUCCCGCAUCGAGCCUGUCAAACCUCCUGUGGUGGAUGAGGAGUCAGACUACCACACUGACUAUGAAGAGGAGGCAGUGGAGAGCGCUCUGUCUGACAUGGAGCUGUACAAUCGAUACGGAGAUCACACUGAAGGGGAGGAGACAGUUGACACGGAUGAAGAGCUGGAAGGGAGACGUACAUGCCGCAAUACCUCACUCACAAGUAGCCACUCGCAGUCCCCAACCGUCCCUGACACUCCACCGGACGUGCCGUCAAACCAGGAAGUCCUUUCCAGGCAGUCAGUUAAGUGAAGAGCGGUCAAAUGAACUCUGCCUGAACAGGUCAUUGCAAUUUAACCUGUCUGUCUUUGCCACAUUUUACCCUCCAGUCUGUCCUACGCUGACUCACAACCUGCUCCCUGCCCCUGAGACGGUCAGAGUAACCGUGAUUACCAUUUUGCCGGAUGUAAACUGGCCUCAUUAGCUGUGUGGUUGACAUUACAAAUGACAGUCCCCCAUGAAUCUCAGUACGGGCAUCAAGUAUAACAUUUACUCAGCUGUAAGUCCUAUGCAUUCCUAGUCCAUACAAGAGCAGCUGCAAGCCUAAUUAUUUCUCAUAUUGAGAUAGUUAAGAUUACUGUGUAGCUUUACAUGAAUCACACCAGUCCAGUGGAAGACAACAAGAAGAUAAGGAGAGGUAAGGAGAUAUUAUAUCUAUGAAAUAUUUAUCACAUAGCAACUAAUAAUAGAUUUGAGGUAGUUAAAGGGUCAGUUCACUUAUAAACAAACAAGUGCUUUUUCACCUCUGUUAUCUAGACAUGGAGGUAGUUUCAUUUACGUAUCCAUCUGCCCCACAAAGCUUUAAAUAUUACAUUAAAAAAAAACAGCAGAGCGACAGCAGCAUCAUUUCCUGACUUUUCACAGCCCCCCUGCUUGUCAAAUAGUGGACAUAUUCACCUCUUCAAGCCACAGAAAAUCUUUCAAAUGAAAGAGUCCAAUAAGGCAAAAUCAGUCUGCUCACAAAUCCUGUCCACAAUGAGGCCAUAACCUAUGAUGAGGGGUCACAAGUAGACAUUACUUUAUGUUGAAAGGGUCACAAGCUAAAAAUGAUGGCAGCUGCUACUUUGAAUGAUCACACAGAUCCAAUGCAAACUGUUGAUAGUUAUGUCUGUGGUAAAUUUUUAUUUAUAUGCAAACAUGCAUAUGCAUGAACUGACCCUUAUAUACAGACUAAAACAUGCCAGUGCAUGCCAAAACACUGCAAAGGCUACAUUAAAGGACAGGUUCAGAUUAUGCCUAUAUGAACACAGAAGGAGUUAUUAGUUACUGUAAUCAUUCCACCUCCUCCGUGCUGGAGGCAAAUUGAUGCCCUUCUGGUACUUUGGGACAUUAAAUAGAGGCUGAGCCUGAACCAAAGAGCACAGGGUCUGUGAGCAGGCAUGCGAACCCAGUGAACUGUAUCUCGUAAAAUGCAACUCGUGUCUUAACUGCCCUUGCAGAGCGCAUGGUGAUGGGGUGUGAAGAGGGCCAUUUCAUUCACCCAGUGUGCCAUAGAUUCUGUCAAAUCGACAUGUAAAGUGCGAUUGCUUUAGGAGAUAAGUUACAAAAUCCACAGUCCUCAUUCUGUUAAAAAAAAAAAAACACUUUCUAAAAUUCAUUCGAAGCUAAAAUGAGGUUUCAGCAGUCUGAGUUUGACAGAUCAAGUGGAUUUCUUUCAAGGGUACAGUCUUUAGUACAAAAUCCCCUCUUGGCGUCUCGCUAAACAGUGUUUCAUUGCUGAGCUGAGCUAAUUACAGCGACCAGUAACUCUCUUCACUGUAAAUGUAGGCAUGUGAGUUUAGGAUUGGUGGGGAAAAAAAAAUGUGAACCCAUCCUUUAAGUGUUUUGUACACUUCAGUCUGUUUAAUGAUCCUCACCAACACUCGCUUGGCAAACAACACUAAUUUAAAAAACAGGGAGCAAAGCAAGCAGCACACUCCACGGCCAUGGCUGUCAGCACAGUUUUGUCAUACCCAGUGUGCCAGGGACACCGAGGGAAGUAAUGAUUGCAGUCCACUUCAAAGCACUAGUUUCCCUCUUGGCUGGUGAGACAGAACCCCCCCCCACCCCACCCCCAAAAAAAUCUGUUUCUGCUUUGAAUCUAUCAAACGCAGACUGAGCAGCAGACAGUGCAGAUCUGUUGGAUGAACUCUGAAGCUCCACUCAUCUCAGUACAGCUUAUGCAGAGGGGCUGUUUGCGGGGCAGUUCUUCACAGAAACAUGCUGUAACACAAAUUAUUUGGCUUGUCAAAAUGUCCUGUAGCUUUUUUUUUUUUCUCUCCCUCUGUGAUUUGGAUCUAAUUUGUAUUUAUUUUGAAACUGGAAAACAAAAAUACUGCCAUUAAGAUGAUCAGAUUUUUGAAUAAUUAAAUAGUAUAUAUUUAAACGAAGAAUGUAAACAACCUAAGCCGUAGAUAAUUUUAUGCACAAGUCACGACAGCUGGACAAUCAUUCCAGAAAUGCAAUGCAAUGCACAAUUAUACUAACAAACUGUUAUACAGCUUUGAUUAACAUGCCUCUCUGUGACACUAUACCGUCUUUAUAGGGUUAACGUCAUCUUAAUCGUAACUACAGCUGCACUAAUGAUUAAUGAUCAUUAACAAUUAAUGUGAUUUUUUUUUUAAUUGAGAGAUUAGUUUUUUUAGUUUUUAAAAUGUCAAAAAAAUUGUUUCAAAAACAGCUUCAGUCUAAAACCCAAAGAGAUUCAGUUUCCUACGUAAGACAAAUGUAAAGCAGGAACCAUCAAAUGAAAAAUGACUAACAAUUAAUUGAUUUUCAGAAUAGUUUGAUUUGUUUUCUGUUGAUUGUUUCAGCUUUAAUUACUGUAUCACCUGAGCCACUAUUACCAAUACUGAUCUUUGAUAUUGAUACCAAUAAUUUUUGAGAGUGUAAAACUCAGACAACAAUACAUGGGCAGAUAUUUUCAUGUUAAUGCAUAACAAAUUGAUUGCAGUUGAAAAAUAAUCUUGCCAGUGCUCUCUGGCAGACGAACGACACGAUGGCUUCACCAUUUUUUAAACUACUCUCAACAUAUUUUUUACAUUUCUGUACCUCAGUUUACUUGUUACUUAUCAGCUGACACAUACUAGAGAUCACAAUACCCAUUUACCAUGCAAUAAGCUAAUAUCAGCUGGCCGAGUUUAUUGGUCGGGCUCCAUUUAUUAGUUUACCAUUGUGACUUUGAAUUUUUUUUUUUUCUUCCCACUUGAUAUAGCAUCCUGUGAGCCUCACUCUGUGAAGCUGUGAGCUUCAUAAAUACUGGUGCUACAGUGCCUGUAGCCUUACAUGUGUGGAGAGUCAGUGAAACAUAUGUUUUUGGGUUAAAUGGAGUCCGGACACAGAGUAUGUGUGAGCAAAAUGGGAGAGAGGGAAAACGCCUGUCGUUUACCAAUGAGCUGUUGGUGUUUGCACUGUGUUACUUUUUGUACUUUUGGGUGGUUUCCAAAAACCGAGCACAAUGAAUUGAUGUUUUCUGGCAGAAUGAAUGUUUCACUACUUUAUUAAAUGGAUAAAGUGCUUACGUAAUGUAUGGAGCUGUGCCAUGAAGCUAAUGUAACAAAGCCUUAGAUGACCCAUAUGGAAAAACAACCACUCGUGCCCUCAUUUGGCAUUCACUUUGAUGACUAAUAUACAAUGAUGAAUGAAGUUUACCAAUAAGCCUGUACUGUAUGAUAUCUAUUACUCGUCUAUAUUUAUGUUAUUUGAUAAUUAUUGUUAAUGAUAAUCAAUUGUUACUAAUAAACCACUGUUUGUU
Molecule: messenger RNA, 7681 nt
Organism: Toxotes jaculatrix (banded archerfish)
Lineage: Eukaryota; Metazoa; Chordata; Actinopteri; Toxotidae
Gene: pnpla7a
Product: patatin-like phospholipase domain containing 7a
Exons: 36
Coding region: 148-4200 (1350 amino acids)
Biological process (GO): lipid metabolic process
Cellular component (GO): endoplasmic reticulum
Molecular function (GO): phosphatidylcholine lysophospholipase A1 activity
Source: RefSeq, a predicted model, not a curated record